UCCUAUAUCGAGAAAAAUAUUACCACUCAGUCACCGAGUGUUAUACAACAAUAAACUGGCAACAGUAUCACAAUUGUUUUGUAUUAUACAGUUACUGGUUGAUAAUGGUUCCAUAUAUAUUUUUUCGAUAUGGAUGAAAUGUUGACGACCUGAAUAGAAUGAAGCUUUGUAGAUCAACCCAUCCAAAUUCGUAACUAAAUUUCUGCACAAUGAAUUCUUUGUCUCUAAGCGUACUCUUCCUGAUAUGUCAUGUUUCAUGUAGUGAAGUGAAAGGAUGUCGCGUUAUAAGAAAAGAUAGAUACUUAUGUUAUGGGAGCCAUUUUGUUCCAAUUUUACCAAAUUACACUACAUCUGUAACAUUCACAGAUCUAAAAAUUCACAAUUGGGACAACCAAACCUUUCAAAAUUUGACAGAACUGCCCUUACUAGAACAUUUGUUAAUUAAAUCCACCCGGCUUAAGACAUCUACUAAUGAUGUAUUUAAGUCUUUGAAGUAUAUAGAAGAAUUCGAAAUUAUUAAUCUUCAGUUGCCCCUUCCAGAAUUACGAAAUGUGCUGUUUGGUUUACCACUGACUACAAAAAAUUUAGUUUUCACUGAAAUGAAUUUGGAAUAUUUCACUAAAGAUAUAUUUGAUGGUCUCAGAGGAACAAACGUUUCAACAAUUAUCAUAGAGCAAUCUACAAUGUUACGUUUUGAUGGCAGCUAUUUCACCGGUAUAGAUCGAUUAGAACAACUUGUUCUUCAAAGAGACGGUAUUACCAGAGUUACCGACUGGGGAUAUCUUCCUAAUUUGACUUAUCUAGAUUUGUAUCAUAACGAAAUUUCAAUUUUACCAACAUUUAGAAAUGAAUCAGGAUUUAUAUUUUACCCAAAACUUGAAAAGCUUUUCUUAGGUUUAUCAGGACUUACUUACCUAAACAGCAAUUUUUUCAAAGGAUUAGACCGUCUACAUACACUGGGUAUCUAUGUUGGUGAUAUCUAUUUAAUCAGCUCGGAUGUUUUCCAGAAAUUGAAACAUCUACGAGCAGUAAGUUUAGUAUCUCGUAAUCACCGUAUCAUAAGAUUUGAGCGAAACGUCUUCAAACUCAAAUUAUUGGAAUCAGUGGAGCUAAUUAACAUUCAUGUUGAUGUUAACGAAGGCAAACCCUCUUCGUUAUUAAAGUCGUGCACACAGCUAAGAAAUUUGAUUCUGAGAAAUGUCAGUAACAUAAACGCCAACGAUUUACUUAAGCCACUGACUAAACUGGAAAAUCUGAAGAUUACUGAUGGGCAGGUUAGAAGUGUUCCAGAUUCGAUUUGUAAUAUGAACAAUCUUACAAAACUUUCCAUUUGUUAUACAACUGUUAGCAAAUGGAACAAAGCGAAUUGCUCAGCUAUGAGAGUAUUGCGUAAACUGGAGUUAAAGCAUAAUAAAAUUAUCUAUGUUAAUCCAAAAUUAUUUUCUCAGUUACUAUUCAGCAACGAGAAACUGAAGAUUGAUCUCUCAAACAACCCGUUCGUUUGUGACUGCAAAACACUCUGGUUUCGAGACUGGUCACGGAAAAAUGCAGGGCGAUUGAAGAAUUACAAAAUUUACCGUUGCUUCAGUCCCAACUCACUUGGUCACGUUCAUUUGCGAAAUUUUUCUCUAAGCUGGGAUUACUGUGAAAACAUAAACAAACCAUCUUCUAUCGCCGUUGCUGGAGUGAUUGUAGCUGUGCUGGCAGUGAUGUUUGUAUUUACAGCAAUAUUAUCAUAUACAAAACGAUGGUCGAUUCGCCUCUGUAUUUACCAAUCAUUAGUAAGAAAGAGAAAAUACAAAGCGCUCGUUAAUAAUGGCCAAUAUAAGUACGAUGCGUUCAUAUGUUAUUGCAGCACUGACGUCAACUGGGUUCUGAAUAAACUUUUACCCAUUAUAGAAGAAGAAAACCAUUUCAAUUUAUGUUUGCAUGACAGGGACUUUUUGGUUGGAAACGAUAUUGUUGAUAAUAUCGUAGACAGCAUGCAACAAAGCCGUAAGGUUGUUCUAGUGUUGUCAAAUGAUUUUGCUCAGAGUAGCUGGUGCCAGUUUGAAGCAAGUAUUGCCCAGCAAAAGAUCUUAGAAGAGCACUACGAUAUUAUCAUUCCUGUUUUGUUAAAUGAAAUUCCGUCGAAUUUACAAACUAAAAGGCUUGGAAUUUUACUGAAACAGAAAACGUACCUCGAAUGGCCGAACGACGAACAAUAUGAAGAAAUGUUUUGGGAACGUUUUAUAGGACGGCUGAACGCAAAUGAUAUCGAUAACGAGAUUUAGAGCUAAAUGGUAGAGCGUUAGUUUCAAAGCAGACAAACAAUUACACAGGAGAAGUAAAGCUGUUGCUAAUGUAUCCAUAAAUAUGUAUCAGUGAUACAAAUCUAGAAAAGAGUCUUUAUAGUGAAUAUUCUAUGUAUAA
Messenger RNA from Octopus sinensis (East Asian common octopus), 2412 nucleotides. Its product is annotated as toll-like receptor 13. Gene Ontology annotation, biological process: toll-like receptor signaling pathway; inflammatory response; immune response. Gene Ontology annotation, molecular function: transmembrane signaling receptor activity; protein binding. The transcript is spliced from 2 exons. NCBI's taxonomy places the organism in Eukaryota, Metazoa, Mollusca, Cephalopoda, Octopoda, Octopodidae. Gene Ontology annotation, cellular component: membrane. The record is from RefSeq and is a predicted model, not a curated record. Bases 210 to 2273 code for a protein of 687 amino acids.